AUGAACCAACGAGCUGUUCUUAUUUUCUGUCUUAUCUUUCUGACUCUGAGUGGAACUCAAGGAAUACCUCUCUCUAGAACACCACGCUGUACCUGUAUCAAGAUUAGUGAACUAUCUGUAAAUCUAAGGUCCUUAGAAAAACUUGAAGUGAUUCCUGCAAGUCACUUUUGUCCACGUGUUGAAAUCAUUGCUACAAUGAAAAAGAAUGGGGAGAAAACAUGCCUGAAUCCAGAGUCUAAGACCAUCAAGAAUUUAGUGAAAGCAAUUAGCAAGGAAAGGUCUAAACGAUCUCCUUGAACACAGAAGCAUAAUCACUGUACUGACAAAGAUGGACCAGAAAGAGACUACCUCUGCCAUCAUUUCCCUACAUACUUGUCAAGCCCUAAUUGUCCCUGGAUUGCAGUUCUCCUAAAAGGUGACCAACCACUGUCACCAAAUAAGCUGCUACUACUCCUUGAGGGAGGUGGAUGGUUCAUUACCCUGAGCUAUUUAGUACGAACUCUGCUCUGGCAC
Molecule: messenger RNA, 513 nt
Organism: Puma concolor (puma)
Lineage: Eukaryota; Metazoa; Chordata; Mammalia; Carnivora; Felidae
Gene: CXCL10
Product: C-X-C motif chemokine ligand 10
Biological process (GO): chemotaxis; defense response; immune response
Cellular component (GO): extracellular region
Molecular function (GO): chemokine activity
Source: RefSeq, a predicted model, not a curated record